AUGGGCGGACGCACGGGGGCCUGCCGCCCCUUGGGCCGAAUUACCAGGGAACGGGUCUUCAAAGCCCAGCCCAAAACUCCCACUAACCUAGCGCCAGCCCUGCCAGCUGCCACGUCCCGUCCCCGAGCCGAGCGCCGCACGCACUCGCCCUCCGCGAGUCGCCCCGUGCCCCCGUCCGGCCGGCCCCAUCCUCGCGAGCAGGGGUCGCGACUCCGUCGACUCGCCCCGUCCGCCGCCUUCCGCCGCCCAGCUGCCCCGCCAGCCGGAGGCCGGAGUGCCUCGCCGACGGCCAGCUCCCCCGCGCCGGCGCGCCCCCGCCUGGCCGCCUCAACCCUUGGCCGGCGCUCGGAGGCCACAGCCAGCCGCCCAGGCACCCACGGCCCACGCCCAGCUGGCGAGCUGCCUAGGCUGCCCGCGCCAGGCCGCCGCAGGGCCUUCUGCAGUUCUGCUGCUCCUCUCUCCUGUUGCCUGCUGCGGUAUUAG
This is a messenger RNA of Sorghum bicolor (sorghum), 483 nucleotides long. RefSeq names its product translation initiation factor IF-2-like. The transcript has a single exon. The record is from RefSeq and is a predicted model, not a curated record. NCBI's taxonomy places the organism in Eukaryota, Viridiplantae, Streptophyta, Magnoliopsida, Poales, Poaceae. The coding region runs from base 1 to 483 and encodes 160 amino acids.